GCGCUCAUUCGUAUUCUUAAUAACGUCGACCGUCCCACUCUUUCCCAUCAUCCACCUGGCCCAGCUAAGCCAUCUCCGUCGCCAUCAUGGCCGAAGCAUUUGGCGUUGCGGCCGGUGCUUUCAGCGUCGUCGCACUGGUGGGGCAUAUCAUCCAAAGCAUCGAAAAGCUUCGAGCGCUGCGAAGCUUUAUCAAAACCAUACCUGAUGAGUUGCAAGGUUUGAUUGAUGAUAUUGAACUUGUCCAGGGCGUUUUGAAAACAACCACGCUGGAUAUGCUGCAGGUUGCCGAUAUUCCAUCUAUAGAGCGGCGAUUGAAUACCUUCCAAACUGAUCUGGAAGGGCUUAUAUCCAAUAUCCAAAAAUAUCAGUCUUCUACUGGUCGACGGAUGGGGGCUAUUAAAUUGUUUAUGAAGAAGGAGGAGAUUGUUGCCCAGAGGAGGAAUUUGGAGAAUAUCAGGAAUACAUUAGGGUCACUGCAAUGGACAUACUGCUGUAUCGCCCUACGAGAAUUAGGUCCGAUAAUACGCAUGCAGAAGCCCGAUGGAGGAAAAGGCGACACGGUACCCUACGAAGAGCCGGCCGAGAAUAAACAGAUAUUCAGGCAUCGACAUAAAUCAAAGAAUGCAGAAUCACAAGCCGUAAAAAGAAUCACCUGGGAAUUACGAUUUCGCACACCACUAUUUGUUAUUGACAAGAUCUGGUCUCUACAGGCAAAGCGUUGCUACUCCGGCUGGAACUUCAACUUCCGAACACACAAUGUUGUGCCUGGUGAUGCACCAAUACUCGAUGCCUGUUGGGAUGGCGACAUUGAAGAAAUACAGAGACUCUUUUCAGCUGGACUAGCGUCGGCGUAUGAUUGCGACAUGGACGGGGUCAGUGGAUUACAAUGUGCUGCUUUAAACCAUAAUCUUGAGGUUUGCCAGUUCCUUCUCGAGAAUGGCGCAGAUCCAGAUCAUGCGGACCGUUGGAACAACACUCCGCUCAAUUACUUAAACGACCGCGCACCUGAUUUGAUCGAGAAGAUUCCCCUAGCAAUUGAAUUAUACCGACUUUUGAUUAACGCUUCAGUUGACUCAGUGGAUCCAUUUGAAGACCUCAGAACUGAAUACUCGAAAUAUUGGCUCGAUGGAUUCCGAGGCCCCUCCGAGGUCCUUGUCAUGAUGCAGCAGUACACCUUCGCAGACUACACCAGCCUCCCCCUCCAGACACGCUUCAAUCGGACAAUGGCUCUGAAUAGCCUUUGUGCGACCCCCGAUAUAUUGGAAAUCGCUAUGGGGGGGUCUAUCGAGCCCGACUCAUAUCGCUUGAAAGAUGAAUAUGAUGAUACUCUUCUCCACAAGUUGGCCGAAUGUAUGGGAUCAGACCUGUCAAAGGAUGAAAAGGAUGCCACACAUAAAUGGCGACGACUGCUUCGAGAUGCCAUCGCUGCAUCCGCCGAUUUAAAUAAACUGAUAGAGCCCGAUACCUACGGCAGAACACCGCUCGUCUCAUUUUUGGAUCACUUUAUUUGGAACGGGAAAGCAAUCAGACGAGCUCAGUAUGACUUCAAUCCUGCUCUUCGUACCUGGGUAUCUGAGUUAAGGUCCGCCGGUGUUGAUAUGGAGGCCUACGGUGCAAAAGAGAGCGCUUUCGUCGAGGAAUUUGGGUUAGGGUAUAAAGCAUAUGUCGGGCCCCUUAGAUCCAGGUCAAUUAUUUACAGAUACAAAGAUGAAGAUUUAUUUCUGUUUCAUCUUUGGAAGCUUUCAUAUGGUCCUGAGCCUGAGGACUGGGCGGCCUGGGUAAUGAACCCAAUUGACGAGCUGGUGGGAGAAUUCUGGGAGAUGGUGGAAAGGGAGGAAGAAGUUAUGCCUGGGACUUGGGUUGAGUGACAUGUAUUUCAAUUUAAAGCGUGAUUGCAUAGCGUAGAAGGAGCAUUUCUUAACCUAUAUAUACCCUUUUGCUAGAAUUCCAUUCACUAUACAAUGUGAA
This is a messenger RNA of Aspergillus versicolor CBS 583.65, 1968 nucleotides long. RefSeq names its product ankyrin repeat domain-containing protein. Gene Ontology annotation, molecular function: protein binding. The coding region runs from base 87 to 1868 and encodes 593 amino acids. The transcript is spliced from 5 exons. Lineage: Eukaryota; Fungi; Ascomycota; Eurotiomycetes; Eurotiales; Aspergillaceae. The record is from RefSeq and is a predicted model, not a curated record.